CGUGGACUAUGAACGGGCAGUUCUCGACUACGUUUACUGAAAUCAUUUUUUUUGGAAAUUAUUGUAUGGUGCCACAAACGUUGUUGGAGUACGAAAGCACAACAUCGCAAUUUAAGAGUACUACGCUGUGCAUUCCAGACGUUGCGUCGAAGUGAUUAAGCGAUAGAGUUAAAAAGAGGAAGAAAUAAAAGGGAAAAAUGUCGUCGCUUAGCGGUGAUGAAAGUGAAGUUAUUCAAACAGAACCAGUCAGGCGUACGAGAUCGGGACGGGCACGAAAAGUACCCGCGGCCAAAAAAUCACCAAUCAAAAAGACUCCACGGGCUACAAGAAUGUCCAAGAAGAUUCAAGAAGAAGUCGAUGAAAUUGAGCAGGAAGUAGUUUCACACGAAGAGGAAGAAAUCGAAGAAGCUGCUUCCGAAAAUGGUCUCCAACAAUUCAGUGAAAUAAUUAUUGAAAAUUACGGCGAAGAAGAUCCUUCAACGCUUCAUCUACAAAUGGAAGACUCUCAAGAUGAAAGUUCUUGCAUAAUUGAACAAGAUACUGAGGUGGAAGGUUAUGUACAAAUGGAUCAGGAAACUCAAGGCGUGCCCGAACUCGAAGCUCCUCCUCCUCCAGUCGUAAGCAACAUACCAACUUCCGCUCCUAUUUUGUCCACGCUCAGAGUGAAAGAGCCUGCUCAAAUUAUGGAAGAAGGUGAGGGAGGAACGGGUAGAGUGAUAACAUUGGACGACAACAGUGUCGACGAGAACAGUAUGGAAAAAAUAGAAAUGUUGAGCCAUCAAUCCGUGACAAUGGAGGAAGAAGUUACGAAUGGAGACAGUUCAGACACAGGCGCGAUGCAAGAUCAAUCGAUUGAUUUGAAUGAAGCAUUAGCUGUCGAGGAGGACGCUCAGGUGUUAGAGACGCAAGAGCUUGAGACCGACAAUCCAAGUGUUGAAAUAGAGACAGAAAGAAUGGAGGUUGACGAAUCAGUUGAGGAGGUUCAAGAACCGGUAGAAACAAUUGAUGUACCGAACGAGUUUGAAGAUGCUGAGAAAUCCGUAGUUGAAACGGUGCAUGAAAAUCCGGACGACUUGGAUGGUGACGAAAAUGCUGACAAAACUGAGCCUGAUACCGAAGCUGUUUCUGAAGAUGAAUUUCCCACGGAGGUUGCGGCAAAGGAACCGGAAACCGAAGCUGUUUCCGACGAAGAAUUGCCAGCAGCGCCACCCACUGAUCUUGGUGAGACGGAAUCCGUUUCCGAAGAUGAAUUACCACCGGACAGUGACAAAAAAAGAAGAAGCGGUGCAAAAGCGGCUGCGAAGCUCGCUGAGAAAAAGAGCAAAGCCGAGGGAGCCGUGAAAAGAAAGUUGAACGCUGAAGGAGAGUACGAUCCGAGCUCACCAACUUCUGAGACAAACGAAGAAACACCAGCAAAGAAAGCUGCUCUGACUGUAGAAUCUGAGGCGGACGAGAAGCAAGAGCCACGUCCGCCUUCGCCGAAAAAGAAAACGCUGCCAGAACUGGAAAAAUAUUGGAAAGCAGUAAACGAGGAUCCUUCGGAUUUUACCGGAUGGACAUAUCUUUUGCAAUAUGUUGAUCAAGAAAAUGAUCCUGAGGCGGCACGCGAAGCUUACAACAAAUUUCUCGAACGUUAUCCUUAUUGUUACGGUUACUGGAGGAAGUUUGCGGAUUACGAAAAGAAGAAGGGAGAUCCGGAGAACGUACAAACGGUGUUCGAUCAAGGUUUGAAAGCUAUUUCGCUCAGUGUCGACUUGUGGCUCCAUUACAUCAAUCACUGUAAGGUCGUUUAUGAGAAGGACGAAACCAAACUUCGGGAACAGUACGAGAGAGCAAUACAGGCUUGCGGUCUCGAAUUCAGGUCCGAUCGUCUAUGGGAAAGUUACAUCAAGUGGGAACAAGAGGGCAAACGUUUAAGUCGCGUUACCGCUCUUUAUGACCGACUCCUUUCCACACCGACUUUCGGUUACAAGGGGCACUUCGAGAAUUUCCAGGAAUUCGUGUCAUCCAAUUUACCCAAUCGCAUUCUCAGUGUCGAUGAUUUUCUCGCCCUGCGUGCCGAAGUCAAAGCUCUGUUGAAAUCUGAAGAUACCGCACCUGCUAUCCCAGCGGACGAUGCACCGCCUGGUGAAGAACCACCUCCGCACGAGGCACCACCGACCGAUGAAGAAACCAGGGCACUCAGGGAAAAGAUUAUUAGCAGCAGACGAAAAAUGCACAAAGCUAAUGUCAGCGCUGUUUCUGCGAGAUGGUCCUACGAAGAAGGAAUCAAAAGACCUUAUUUCCACGUGAAGCCGUUGGAACGAUGCCAAUUGAAGAAUUGGAAAGAAUAUUUGGACUUUGAGAUAGAACAAAAAGAUCAGGAUCGCAUAAUAAUAUUGUUUGAGAGAUGUCUCAUAGCGUGUGCUCUCUACGAUGAGUUUUGGUUGAGAUUUGUUCGUUAUCUCGAGUCGCUCAAAGGUGAAAACUCGGAAAAAAUACGAGACGUUUAUUGCCGCGCUUGUACCGUUCAUCAUCCGAAAAAGCCAAAUUUACAUUUGCAAUGGGCUGUGUUCGAGGAAAGCCAAGGUGAUUUCGAUAAAGCGGCCUCGAUCCUCGAGAAAAUCGACACUGUUAUGCCGAAUAUGCUUCAAAUAGCCUAUCGACGAAUUAAUCUCGAACGUAGACGGAACGAUCUUGAAAAAGCGUGCGAACUUUACGAGAGCUACAUCGGUAACAGUAAAAAUCGUACCAUUGGGAACAACAUUGCCGUUAAAUACGCCCGAUUCUUGUACAAGUUUAAGAAUGACAUCGACAAAGCUGUCAAAGUUUUGUUGAAGGCUGCGGAUAAAGAUAAAGACAAUCCUCGACUAUAUCUCCAACUGAUAGAUCUGGGUCUUCAGAGAAACCCGGUUGAUACGGAGGAAGUCGUAGGGUAUAUGGACAUGUUCAUAGAACGCGAGCACGCCGAUCUUGAACAAAGAGUUUUAUUCGCUCAGCGAAAAGUUGAGUUUCUCGAGGAUUUCAGUCUCGACAUAAGUCAAGUUAUGAAGGCUCACGACCAGUUCCAAAAAUGUAUAAAACAGGCCAAAGAGCGUAAAAAAGCGAAGACCGACGAGAGCAAAGUAGACUCGUCACCACCGAAGAAACCAAAAACGGGGGAUCAGUCGAGCGUACCGCCACCUCCGACAGUGGGUACACAGUCGUCCUAUCAAUACAGCAGUGGUCCGAGUGGGCCAUAUCAAUCCCAACAACAAUUCCAGAGCGGACAGUAUGGCGGACAGGGCGGAUAUCAGCAGGGAUAUCAGCAAUAUCCACCCCCCUCUGACCCGAAUUAUGCUAAUUAUCAAAACUGGCAGUACAGCCAGGGUGGACCACCGGCUUACGGGUCAUAUAAUCAGUGGGGAUCUUACAACUACUAUUAACCCAAAUACACGUAAAAAAAAGCGAAGAGAACAGAACACAAGGGAAUGAUUGAGUUGAUUGGGAGAAAGAAAAACAAAAACAAAUGAAUGACUUUUCGGACACAAAAUGGCCCGUGUUAAAGUUCACCGGACAAACAAAAUAAUACGACGAUCGGUGAAUUAUCAGCCACGAGAGAAUACAAAAUAAUACCAACAACAGAUGUUCAACUAUGUAUAUUUCAUCACGGAUACGUGAUUCGUACAAAACGUGUGUUACAAUGGUUAUAGUUCGUAUUCGACAGUUUACGAAUCAUUUCUGUUCCUAUAAACCUUACCGUUUUCCCUUUUUUUCAGUCCAAUCUUACAAUAUUGACGUGUAGCACAUGAAAACUUCGUGACAUUUGACAAAAGCACUAUGUUUAACCACUUUCAAGCUGUACCGAAAUAUAAUCUUACAAGUUC
Venturia canescens is the source of this 3845-nucleotide messenger RNA. It is a transcript of the gene Prp39, whose product is annotated as pre-mRNA processing factor 39. The record is from RefSeq and is a predicted model, not a curated record. Gene Ontology annotation, biological process: mRNA 5'-splice site recognition; RNA processing. Gene Ontology annotation, cellular component: U1 snRNP; commitment complex; U2-type prespliceosome. NCBI's taxonomy places the organism in Eukaryota, Metazoa, Arthropoda, Insecta, Hymenoptera, Ichneumonidae. Bases 198 to 3404 code for a protein of 1068 amino acids. The transcript is spliced from 14 exons. Gene Ontology annotation, molecular function: protein binding; pre-mRNA 5'-splice site binding.